Molecule: messenger RNA, 1382 nt
Organism: Bipolaris sorokiniana ND90Pr
Lineage: Eukaryota; Fungi; Ascomycota; Dothideomycetes; Pleosporales; Pleosporaceae
Exons: 3
Coding region: 1-1002 (333 amino acids)
Biological process (GO): protein deubiquitination; proteasome-mediated ubiquitin-dependent protein catabolic process
Cellular component (GO): proteasome regulatory particle, lid subcomplex
Molecular function (GO): proteasome binding; protein binding; metallopeptidase activity
Source: RefSeq, a predicted model, not a curated record
AUGGACCGGUUAAGCAGAAUGCUCGCCGCCGCUCAAGGCAUGGGUGGCAUGGGAGGGCCGCAGGCGGACACCAACCUCAUCGACAACUCGGAAACUGUUUACAUCUCUUCGCUCGCACUACUCAAGAUGUUGCGACACGGCCGGGCCGGUGUGCCUAUGGAAGUCAUGGGACUGAUGUUGGGAGAGUUCGUCGACGACUACACAGUACGGGUGGUGGACGUGUUUGCCAUGCCGCAGUCCGGAACUGGUGUCUCCGUCGAAGCUGUAGAUCCCGUCUUCCAAACUAAGAUGAUGGACAUGCUUCGUCAAACAGGAAGGCAAGAAACCGUUGUCGGCUGGUACCACUCACAUCCCGGUUUUGGCUGCUGGUUAUCGUCAGUCGAUAUCAACACACAGCAAUCGUUCGAGCAGCUUACACCCCGUGCCGUCGCCGUCGUAGUCGACCCCAUCCAGUCCGUCAAGGGCAAAGUUGUCAUCGAUGCCUUCCGCUUAAUCAACCCGCAAACGCUCAUGAUGGGUCACGAGCCCCGCCAAACCACAUCCAACGUUGGUCACCUCAACAAGCCUUCGAUCCAAGCACUCAUCCAUGGUCUGAAUCGUCACUACUAUUCGAUUGGUAUCAACUACCGAAAGACCGCAUUGGAGGAGAACAUGUUGAUGAACCUGCACAAGCACGUGUGGACAGAGGCACUGCUCAUGGAUGAUUUCAAGAGCGAGGGUGAGCGGAACGUGGAUAGGCUGCAGAAGCUGGUCACAUUGGCGGACGGUUACGAGAAGCGAGUUAAAGAAGAGACGGAAUUGACAAAGGAGCAACUGAAAACACGAUAUGUCGGAAAGGUGGAUCCAAAGAAGCACAUCUCGGACGUUGGCCAGCAAUUGAUCGAAGACAACAUUGUGUCUGUCUCACGGCAAAUGAUUGACAAGGAAGCCUCAGUACCCAAGCCAAAUGCGCGACAAAGCGGUCAUGCCAGUGGUGGUGAUGACGUGGAGAUGGAAGAAUAAAUGUGGGGUCGCUCGCGCCGAGUGCGAAGCAUGUCUGGCACUGAACAAUAUGCUGUUUCAUUUGUCAGUCCAUGUAUAUCCUGGCUUGGGGACUGGUGGGGUCGUGUACCCUGACAGGCAACGCGAGUCAGACUAUACGUAAUCACAUAGCUGAGAGACGGAUACGAACGCCGUAAUGCAUAGAGUAUGAGACAAUGAUACUACUACACACGUGUCCCUUUAUCGCCACCUGCUAGGGUAUUGAUGACCAAGGCACACAGGGAAGUUCCUUGCAAACAUACGUCCACAUGUACAUUCACGAUUGGGACGUAUAAUCAAAUAGACACGGUCUAGAGGUCAUUUCUGUAUUUUUUUUGUAUUGAUUUCCCCAUUUGCAACGC